AUGGCCAACAAGCCUCCACGUAACGGCGUGCAAGCAACCUCUCCGAAGUAUUUGUCUGAGAUAGAUAAUUACGUUGAAAGUUUGCAAGACACACUUUGGCCGCUGAAUAAAUUCAUACAUGAUCAUCCUGAGCUCGCGUUCAAUGAACACAAAGCACACGAUGCUCUCACUAAUUUCAUGCGACUACAAAAAGGAUGGGUAGUUACUCCCCAUGCCUUUGGAAUAGAAACGGCAUGGGCAGCAAUCUUCAAUACUGGCAGGGAUGGUCCGGCCAUCUCAUUCAAUGUCGAGAUGGAUGCUCUCCCAGGUAUCGGCCAUGCGUGCGGCCAUAACCUCAUUGCAACUGCUUCUGUGGCAGCCGCACUCGCAACAGCACACAUCCUAUCCACGCAGAACCUCCCCGGCUCAAUCCACCUCAUCGGCACGCCCGGCGAAGAGAAUCCCUCGCCCAAAGGCGGGAAAGUUCUCCUCCUCGAAGCAGGGGCCUACGACCACCUAGACAUCACCCUGAUCUCCCACCCUUGUCUUCCCAAUAACAGCGCCCUCGUCCGCACCACCGCCUUCGCGCGCCUCGAAGUCUCCUACUUCGGAAAAGCAUCCCAUGCCGCAAAUAGCCCCUGGCUCGGUAUCAAUGCCCUCGAUGCCCUUAUCAUCGCGUACAACGCCGUGGGCUUGCUCCGCCAGCAACUACGCCCUGACGACAUCGUGGGAAUGCAUAUUACCAACGGCGGCGCAGCGCCAAACAUCAUCCACGCAUACGCCGCCGGUGCCCUCGUUCUCCGCGCCCCGUCCUCAGCCCGCCUCCUCGUCCUCCAGCAGAAAAUAGAAGCCUGUCUACGCGCCGGCGCAGAAGCUACCGGCGCCCGCGUGGAGGUCAAAGUAACGCCCGGCUACGCAGACCACAUCCCCAACCGCGUCCUUGCUGCCUCGUACACGCAGUAUUUCAACGCGCUACCUAAUAUCCCCGACCCGCCUAUCCCCUCUUUAGACACAUACACGUACGUGAAGGCAUCUACAGACCAAGGCAACUUGAGCUACGUCCUCCCGAGCAUCAAUGCGAGUUUCUCCAUUCCUCCGGGCCCAGAAGGCGGAGCGAAUCACUCGAGAGACUUCGAGGUUGCGAGCGGGACGAGGGAGGCGUUUGGGAGAGCGGUGAGGGUUGGGAAAGCGUUGGCGGGGACGGCGGUGGAGGUUUGUUGUGUGGAGGGAAUGUUGAGGAGGGUAAGGGAUGAGUGGAAGAGGGAUGUGGAAAGGGCGGGGGAUGGGGUGAGUGGAGGGAUGGGGUGGUAG
Molecule: messenger RNA, 1290 nt
Organism: Paraphaeosphaeria sporulosa
Lineage: Eukaryota; Fungi; Ascomycota; Dothideomycetes; Pleosporales; Didymosphaeriaceae
Product: putative amidohydrolase
Exons: 2
Coding region: 1-1290 (429 amino acids)
Molecular function (GO): dipeptidase activity
Source: RefSeq, a predicted model, not a curated record